Oncorhynchus nerka (sockeye salmon) is the source of this 1945-nucleotide messenger RNA. Its product is annotated as DNA damage-regulated autophagy modulator protein 1-like. The record is from RefSeq and is a predicted model, not a curated record. Lineage: Eukaryota; Metazoa; Chordata; Actinopteri; Salmoniformes; Salmonidae. Bases 243 to 938 code for a protein of 231 amino acids. The transcript has 7 exons. Gene Ontology annotation, cellular component: lysosome. Gene Ontology annotation, biological process: regulation of autophagy.
UUGUGUAGAUCAUUGAGAGAGAGAAAAAACUAACAAUUCAAUGAAUUUCAAUCCCACUGUGUAACGCAACAAAAUGCGGAAAAAAUACAAGCGGGUGAAUAUUUAUGAUACCCACUCUGGUAUGCACCGUUGCGUGUUGUUUUCUGUCACAUGCGGAAAUGAUUGGAAGAGUUUCUAUGUCUUUAUAAAUUGCACUCAAGGUCGGUCUGUCUGUGUUGUAACGUUUCCUUAUUGUUGACAAUAUGUUUUGGUUGAUGGACAUGAAGGGAAUGUGCUUUUUACCAGUUUUCUUGGUCAUCUGGUCAUCCAGCACGUUUAUUGUCUCCUACAUAAUUGCAUUGUCCGAGCAUGAUUUGGGUUUCAUCUUACCCUAUAUAAGUGAAAUUGGGGCUGAACCCCCAGAGAGUUGUAUCUUUGGCUUGAUGACGGUCAUCACUGCAUUUGCAGUUAUGGCCACCAUGUAUACGAGAUACAAGUUUGUGGAGAAGCUCAAUGAGAAGGCGGGUGGUGUGCCCCCAGCACUGAACCAGGCUGCUUUCUGGAUUGGAAUGCUUUCUUGUUUGGGGAUGUGUUUUGUCGCUACUUUCCAGGAAACAACAAUUAUUCAAGUUCAUGAUGCAGGUGCAAUACUCUUCUUCGUUUCUGGUGUGUUGUACAUCAUCCUCCAGUCCAUUAUAUCCUAUAAGGCCUUCCCCUAUGGAUGUUCCUUGGCCUUGUGUCGUGUGCGCACAGGAAUGGCAACCAUGGCCUUCCUGGCAGUCCCCCCCACUAUUAUCUGUGCCUUACUGCAUAGAACUGAAGACAAGGACAAUGUGUUCCAUCUGGUGAGUGCUGUGAGUGAGUGGAUCAUGGUCUUCAGCUUCAUCUUCUUCUUCUUCACCUACAUCCAUGACUUUAAAAAGUUUACUCUGAAGCUGAGAACAGAGUUUGUUUCCUGACAAAGCAGAGAUGUUCCAUCGGGUUUAAGUCCGGGCUCUGGCUGGGCCACUCAAGGACAUUGAGGCUUGUCCCGAAGCCACUCCUGCGUUGUCUUGUCUGUGUGCUUAGGGUCGUUGUCCUGUUCGAAGGUGAACCUUCACCCCAGUCUGAGGUCCUGAGUGCUCUGGAGCAGGUUUUCAUCAAGGAUUUCUAUGUAUCUUUCCCUAGAUCCUGACUAGUCUCCCAGUCCCUGCCACUGAAAAACAUCCCCACAGCAUGAUGCUGCUACCACCAUGCUUCAUUCUAUUUCUCGAAACAAGAUUCUUGGCAUUCAGCCCAAAUAGUUCAAUGUUUGUUUCUUCUGACCAGAGAAUCUUGUUUCUCAUUAUCUGAGUCCUUUAGCUGCCUUUGGGCAAACUCCAAGCAGGCUGUCUUUUUCUGAGGAGUGGCUUCUAUCUGGCCACUCUACCAUAAAGGCCUGAUUUGUGGAGUGCUGCAGAAAUGGUUGUCAUUCUGGAAGGUUCUCCCAUCUCCAAAGAGGAACUCUGGAGCUCUGACAGAGUAACCAUCAAGUUUUUGGUUACCUUCCUGACAAAGGCCCUUCUCCCCCGAUUGCUCAGUUUGGCCGGGUGGCCAGCUCUAGGAAGAGUCUUGGUGGUUCCAAACUUCUUCCAUUUAAGAAUGAUGGUGGCCACUGUUUUCUUGGGGACCUUCAAUGCUGCAGAAAUGUUUUGGUACCCUUCCCCAGGUCUGUGCUUCAACCACAAACCUGUCUCAGAGCUCUACAGACAAUUGCUUUGACCUCAUGACUUGGUUUUUGCUCUGACAUUCACUGUCAAUUGUAGGACCUUAUAUAGACAGGUGUGUGCCUUUCCAAAUCAUAUCCAAUCAAUUGAAUUUACCACAGGUGGACUCCAAUCCAGUUCUAAACAUCUCAAAGACGAUCAAUGGAAACAUGAUCCACCUGAGCUCAACUUCAAGUCUCAUAACAAAGGAUCUGACUACUUAUUUAAGUAAGGUAUUUUUU